AUGCGGCCCUCAGUGACAUUUUUCAUCUCAGUACUCGCCGCAGCCACAAAAGAAAAAGACUGCGCCUAUGUCUGGUUCUACCCGAGUGGCACGUGGGACAAGUGGGCAAUGGGCCGUCCAGACGAGGCCAUUGGCAUCUGCGUCGAGGAAGUCGGCGGCUGGGUGUACUACCCCGACCAGAACGGGCAGGACGGCGACAUCCCGGCGAACCGGUGUACCAUCUGCCGCGACGCGAGAAGCGGCACCAAGGACUGUGAUAUCGAUAAUGACUACUUUCGUAUACGGUGCGUUUACUGGCUCGGUGAAAAGUAUCAAAAGAAGAAUCACCGAAUGUGA
Molecule: messenger RNA, 336 nt
Organism: Colletotrichum fioriniae
Lineage: Eukaryota; Fungi; Ascomycota; Sordariomycetes; Glomerellales; Glomerellaceae
Source: RefSeq, a predicted model, not a curated record